Messenger RNA from Nicotiana tabacum (common tobacco), 1410 nucleotides. NCBI's taxonomy places the organism in Eukaryota, Viridiplantae, Streptophyta, Magnoliopsida, Solanales, Solanaceae. The record is from RefSeq and is a predicted model, not a curated record.
AUGUCAGUGCGCCUUCUGAACCCCCAGUCCUCCGCCCUUCUCCAUUUUCACUUCCGCAACUCCCUUUCUUCAUCAGCCCCAAGGAGUUGCGUUCCGUCACAUUUUAGGUUAAAAUNCGGUGGUGAACAGAGAUGGUGGGACCCUGUCUGGCGUGCCGAACGCCUUCGGCAACAAGCCGCUGAGAUGGAGGUGAUGAAUGAAAAUGAGUGGUGGGGGAAGAUGGAGCAGUUUAAGAAAGGAGGCGAGCAGGAAAUGGUAAUAAGGCGGAAUUUUAGUAGGGAUGACCAGCAAAAGUUGGCUGAUAUGGCGUAUCAAUUAGAGCUUUACUUCCAUGCUUAUAACAAAGGAAAGGCACUUGUUGCAAGCAAAGUCCCAUUGCCAAGCUAUCGUGCUGAUCUUGACGAGCGUCAUGGAUCUACACAGAAAGAGAUAAGGAUGUCUACGGAGAUUGAGGAAAGAGUCGGAAAUCUAUUGAGUAGUUCACAAGAUACUGUAUCUGGUGGGACUUCCUCUUCAACAUCUGGUAGUUCUGCCAAAUUAUCAUCCAAAGCUCUAGAAACGGCCAGACCUAAGUUGACUGUAGAGAAUGAUACUGCCAAGCAGAGACUUAAUAAUGAACUUAAACAGAAACAGGAAAAGACAAGGGAAAGUGAAAAAGUCAAGGCAAUGAUCUCAUUCAGGGAAGAACUUCCAGCAUUUAAAGUAAAAUAUGAAUUUUUGGAAGCUGUUGCAAGUAAUCAGGUUUUGGUAGUUUCUGGAGAAACUGGUUGUGGCAAGACCACUCAGCUCCCUCAAUUCAUUCUAGAAGAGGAGAUAUCAUCCCUCCGUGGUGCUGACUGUAACAUUAUAUGCACUCAGCCUCGCCGUAUAUCUGCCAUAUCAGUUGCAGCUAGAAUAUGCUCUGAAAGAGGAGAGAAUCUUGCUGAUACUGUUGGUUACCAGAUCCGACUGGAGUCAAAGCGCUCUGCUCAAACGCGGUUGCUAUUUUGCACAACAGGAGUGUUAUUGCGGCAGCUGGUUCAGGACCCUGAUUUGACUGGUGUUAGCCAUCUGCUUGUUGAUGAAAUCCAUGAAAGAGGCAUGAAUGAAGACUUUCUCUUAAUAAUUUUACGUGACCUCCUUCCUCGACGGCCUGAUUUGCGUCUCAUUCUGAUGAGUGCUACUAUUAACGCUGAGUUGUUCUCCAAAUACUUCAGAAAUGCACCCAAAAUUCAUAUAUCGGGCUUGACAUAUCCAGUGGCAGAGCUGUUUCUUGAAGACGUGUUAGAGAAGACUCGUUACCUUAUAAAAUCCGAAGCAGACAGUUUCCAGGGAAGCUCAAGGAGAAGGCAGAGGCAACAAGAUUCUAAAAGAGAUCCUCUGACUGAUCUUUUCGAGGCAUGGUUUCUGCCUUGAAUUAUUGCCUGUUGA